Messenger RNA from Gilbertella persicaria, 2785 nucleotides. RefSeq names its product nucleolar protein 14. Gene Ontology annotation, cellular component: Noc4p-Nop14p complex; small-subunit processome; nucleolus. The record is from RefSeq and is a predicted model, not a curated record. Bases 104 to 2761 code for a protein of 885 amino acids. Lineage: Eukaryota; Fungi; Mucoromycota; Mucoromycetes; Mucorales; Choanephoraceae. The transcript is spliced from 5 exons. Gene Ontology annotation, biological process: maturation of SSU-rRNA.
UCAAGAUCUAUUCUUUCUAACUCAUUUAUCAUGGUUCCCAAGACAGAUCAACAACCCAAAGGUAGUGGUGGAUCUGCCCUCAAGCGACUUAAGAAGUCUCUUCAUGCUGCCGGUGUUGUCGGACAAACCUCAAGAGCCAGUCAGUCCAAAAAGGAUCAACGAUGCAGACAAAAAACUCUCGUUGAUCCGUGGCGAGUUUAACCCGUUUGAACAAAAGCACCAAAAGGCUAAGUUUGAAAUUCUCGGCCGAAAGAUGAAAGGUACUUCUGGUAAGCCUACAUUGAGUAAGCAAGUGGGUGAAGAAAACCGUAAAAAAACAUUGCUGGUCGAAAUGAAAAACAAGGGUCGUCGGGGUGGUAUUAUUGAUAAGCGUUUUGGUGAAAAUAAUCCUUCAUUGACACCUGAAGAAAAGAUGUUGGAAAGAUUUACAAGAGAAAAACAAAAGUCAGCCAAAACAAGCAUGUUUAACUUGGACGAUGAUGAUGAAGAUCUUUCCUUGACCCAUUAUGGUCAAUCUUUGUCUACUAUGGAUGACUUUGAUGAUGCAGGCUUGGGCUUGAGUGAUGAAGAAGAAGGCGGUAAACAAAUGGAUAGAAACAUUGUCUCCCAAAUGCACUUUGGUGGUUUUGAUGAAGAUGCUCCUCAGAAUGAUUCAGAUAGACCCAAGUCCAAGAAUGAAGUGAUGAAGGAAAUCAUUGCUAAAAGUAAAAUGCACAAGGCUGAGCGUCAAUUAGCUAAACAAGAAGAUGAUGAGUUGCGUGAAAACUUGGAUGAGCAAUUAGCUGAUAUUCGAGGAUUAUUGGAAACAAAGCCUGCACGUAAACCUUUGCCUUCUCAAAGUGCUCUCUUUAAGCGUACAGAAGACGAGAAGCCAAAGAACAGUGAUGAUUUGGAUGACUAUGCUGAUUACGAUAAAGCCAUUUUCGAAUUAGCCAAUGAUCAACGUGCUCAAGCUACAGACAGAACAAAAACCGAAGAAGAAAUUGCGAUCGAAGAGAAAGAGAAAUUAGAAAAGGCUGAGCGUGCUAGAAAGAGACGUAUGGAAGGUCUUGAUUCUGAUAGUGAAGAUGAAGGCUCAAGCAAAAAGAAGUCUCACAAGAAGAGAAAGGGUGCACCUCAAGGUGAUGAUCUUGAUGAUGAUUAUCUUGCUGAAUUAGAAGAUGAAGUGGAUAAGCUUGGUAAAGGCUUAACACUUGAAGAUAUUCAAAAUGGUGCUUUGGAUGACGAAGAAGAAGACAGUGAGGAAGAAGAAGAAGAGGACGACGAAGAAGAAGGCGACGAAGACGACGAAGACGACGAAGAAGAGGAAGAAACAAAUAAUGAAGACCUUGAAGACAUGGAUGAUGAGCCUCUUGAAUUUGGCGACGACGACGAUGAUGAUAUGAAUGAAAUGGGUCAAUCAGGCAUCGUCAAGAAAAAGCAAACAAAGAGCCCUCAAGUAUCUACUGAAAAGCGCGAAAUUCCUUUCACCUUUGAAUGCCCUACCACGCAUGAAGCCUUCCUUCAGAUUCUUGAAGGUCUAGAAGUAGAAGAUUGUCUUGUGGUCACCAAGCGUAUCCGUGUACUGUAUCACAUCAAAUUAGCACAUGAAAAUAAGGCCAAGUUAUCUCAGUUCUUGACUGUUUUGGUGGACCAUAUGGCCUAUAUUGCUUCUACAGUGACUCCUUUACCUACCACAGUCCUUGAGAAACUAAGCCUGCACGUCUUUGAACUCUCUCAACAACUGCCUGAAUCUGCUGCACAAGCAUUCCAUAGUAAAUUGAAAAAGAUGCAAGCAGAAAUGGCCAAGAAGAUGAAGCAUACCACAGGGUCUGCAUGGCCUGAUGUUGAAGAUUUGACCAUGUUGCGCUUGAUUGGCCAAGUGUUUUCUACUUCAGAUUUGAUGCAUCCUAUUGCUACACCAGCCUCAUUGUUUAUGUGUCAUGCCUUGUCUCAGUGCCGUGUGGAAACUGAGAUUGAUAUUGGACGUGGUCUGUUCUUAACUUUACUAACCUCAGAGUAUCAAGCUGUCUCAAAACGGUUUAUACCUGAAUCCAUCAACUUUUUAAACAAAUGUCUUGUGUUGUUGUCACCUCAACAGACAUUCGAGAAAACACCCGGUUAUUUCCCUCUUCCACAAUCUGAUAAACCAUUGUCCAUCACAGACACGACAGGAGACAACUUAGACACCAUUCCUCGUCUCCAACUUGAUCAAUUAGCUACGGAAGAAACUAAGGAUAUCCGAUUAUCUUUAUUACAAGCCACACUCUCUUUAAUGACCAACUAUUUGCAACUCUACGCUUCUACACCAGCCCUUGUGGAAGUCUUUGAGAGUACAUUGGCUCUCGUUACACCAUUAGCCAUGGCUAGCUGGCAUACAGAUAUCAAGACAUUGAUUAACACAUUAAAAGAUCGUCUUGAGAGACAGAUCAAAUUCUGCAAAGAAAAGCGUAUCAAGACACCUCUUCGUAUGCAAUCUCAUCGUCCCAUACCCAUUGCACAACACUUGCCCAAGUUUGAAAAUGCCUACUCUAUGGAUCGUCAUUAUGACCCUGACCAUGAGCGUUCUCAACAACGUAAACUUGAAGCUCAACUCAAGAAAGAAAAGAAGGGCGCCUUACGUGAAUUGCGCAAGGAUAGCCAAUUCAUUGCUCGUGAGAGAGCAAAGGAACGUAAGCAAAAGGACGCUGAUUACAACAAAUAUGUGAAGGGCGUUAUGAACAUUUUAGAAGGAGAACAAUCAGAAAUGAAGCGUCUAGAGCGAGAAAGUGGCAAAAAAUAAAAGUUUCUAAAUUGUUCUAAUUCA